This is a messenger RNA of Oldenlandia corymbosa var. corymbosa, 1998 nucleotides long. NCBI's taxonomy places the organism in Eukaryota, Viridiplantae, Streptophyta, Magnoliopsida, Gentianales, Rubiaceae. The record is from the annotation of a GenBank genome assembly.
ACAAGAUGAUGAUUUUGAGAUAUUCGGUGCGCUUUCACGUAUUUCCUCAUCCUCCUCCUCCGUUUUACUCAUCGUCGCUCUGUUCAUCUCUCACUUGCCGGGCGUCUAAAGCAUCGUCGGCAAUGUCGACCGUCCGGUUGAUAGACAUAGCAGUCAAUUUCACAGAUGGCAUGUUUAAAGGGAUAUAUAAUGGGAAACAGUACCACGAGUCAGAUAUUGGUGCAGUGCUGAGCCGGGCUUGGAGUGCUGGAGUUGAUCGAAUUAUUGUGACUGGUGGCUCUCUAGAGGAAUCUAAGGAAGCUCUUGCUAUUGCAGAAACCGAUGCCAGACUUUUCUGCACAGUUGGUGUGCACCCAACAAGAUGCAAUGAAUUUGAAGAGAGUGGGGAUCCCGAGAAGCAUUUUCAGUCUCUUCUUUCGUUGGCUAAAGAAGGGGUUGAGAAAGGAAAGGUGGUGGCAAUUGGUGAAUGUGGACUGGACUAUGACAGGCUUCACUUUUGCCCGCCCGAGAUUCAAAAGAAGUAUUUCGAGAAGCAGUUUGAAUUGGCAGAUAUCAUGAAGCUCCCAAUGUUUCUUCACAUGAGAGCGGCUGCUGAGGAUUUUUGCAACAUCGUAGAGAGAAAUAAAGAGAGAUUCAGUGGUGGGGUUGCACACUCUUUUACUGGCAGUGCAGAAGAUCGUGACAAACUUCUUCUAUUUCCUAAUAUGUUUAUAGGUGUAAAUGGUUGUUCUCUCAAGAUGGCUGAGAACAUUGAUGUUGUUAGGGGCAUUCCUGUGGAGAGAAUGAUGAUUGAGACAGAUUCUCCUUAUUGCGAAAUCAAGAAUACUCAUGCUGGGAUUAAAUUUGUGAAAUCCACAUGGCCAUCAAAGAAGAAAGAGAGACAUGAUCCAGAAUGCACCAUUAAAGGACGAAAUGAACCAUGCCAAGUACGGCAAGUCCUUGAAGUAGUAGCUGGCUGCAAAGGUAUAGCUGACAUAGAUCAAUUGAGCAAGACAUUUUACCAUAACACCUGCAGGUGAUUACCUUUUUUUCACUUUUUUUUGGCAAUAUUUGUUUAAGCUCAGUUCGGGCAUGUGUGUAGGAGACCGAUAGAGGUCCGGGUUAGGAGGGUAGAAACUAUAGAAUCAAGAAUUCAAAUUAAAAGGGGUAGGGGUAGACUUAAGAAAACAGGAAAGAAACUAUCAAAAAUGACUUGAAAUAUUUUAAUUUGUCCGAUGAGUUAUGCACUGAUCGAGCACGAUGGCGACAUAUGAUCCAUAUAGCCGACUCCACCUAGUGGGAAAAAAAGGCUUCUUGUUGUUGUUGUUGUUUAAGCUUAGAAUUUUUUAAGUUUUUUUCCUUUCAAAGUGUUAUUUACCCUCUGCAGGAUGUGGACCUUUAAACUUUGAGAAUAUGUGAAAGCAAUAUUGGAAGUUUUUACAUAUGUGAUUUCAUUAGUAUUCUUUUGCCUUAAUGCUCAAGAGUUUUUAGAGCGUGUCUUAGUUAUUGAGCAAAGAUGAUUAUAUUACAUCUGAAUCAUCAACAAAAUUUGGUUGUUGAUCAGGGUUUUCUUCCCUCAAGAUGUCGACUCUGCAGCAGAUGCACUUCUUCUUGGCCGUGAUACUACUGUAUAAAAGAUUGCAAAGCUUAUAUUUUCACAACCAGGAGAACAUUCCUUUGUCACUCUGUGCCCCCGCCCCCGGGCAGAUGUAGAGAAACUACAAAAAGCAACCAAUGGCCUAUGAUUUUGAUGAAACUACUAUGAUGUGUCUAAGCAGGAUGUAGUCAAGAAUCUUUGUAGCAUUCCAAUUUUCUGCAGGACUCCAUUUUUGUCAACAUUUCGCUUCUUGCUCUAAUUGGCAUAGAAUGAUUGAUGUACACGAGUUUGCAAUUUUUCUCCACUGCACUCCCAUAGAUUGAUUCAUCUUCCUUCUAUUUCCAUAGAACAAUCUUUCCAUGAGAACUUGCUGGAAACAUAAGAGGGGUUUUUCGUUAUACACUGCAGGGAGAUUAUGAACC